AUGUCAAGCUCUAGCUCACGUCGUUCUACUCGAAGCCGCCCUGAUGUUGCCGCAUCCCAGCCCCCUUUGGAACCAUCAGCUGAUCUCUUUACCACUGGGACGCCUCAGCUUGAUGUAGAGAUGAGUGAAACCCCAAGCAAUGCCACCCGUGGAUCCCGCAGGAGAAUUGCUGCUGGGGAGGAUCCAUCAGAUGCUGAUCUUCGCUCUGGUUUGAGAACCUCUGAGGUGGAGCCGGGUAGCCCUCUGUCUUAUAGUGAUAUGUCGAGUGUGACGGGAAGCCACGUUGGUGACACCUCUAUUCGACCUGGAGUAAAUGAAGAAAGUGGCACCACCCGACCACAAUUUCCAACCUCGGGUCCAAUGCCACCCGGUGGUGGGGAUACGGCAACUGACAGCUCCGCAGAACCUGGGGCUCAGACCGUUAUUUGGGGAACAAGCGUGAACAUAGCCAAGGUGAUGGAGCGUUUUAAGCGAUUUUUACUCAGCUUUACGUUGACCGACCUACAAGGUCAGCCUGGUCUGACUACGGGUGUUCCGCUAGACCCCAACAGACCACUCUACUUACAACGAAUGGAGGACCUUGCUGUAUCUGGUGGUACAACACUUGAUAUUGACUGUCUGCAUCUACGAGAAGCACAACCCGAGCUCUAUACUCAACUCGUCACUUUCCCGAAGGAGGUCAUUCCUGCCUGCGAUGCCUCCCUGCACGCCCUCUUCAUCGACCGGUUCCGGGAUGUUAGACCUGAAAGGCCCCUACAGACUCGUCCCUUCAACAGCGGGAAGUCCCGUUCUCUUCGCGAACUUGAUCCUGAAGACCUGGAUCAGCUAGUGUCCAUAACCGGCCUCGUUAUUCGCCUUUCGAGUCUUAUCCCCGAGAUGAUGCGGGCCGAAUUCAAGUGUGCAGUUUGUGGCGCCAUGUCGAGCGUCGUGUGCGAGCGUGGACGUGUCGCCGAGCCUGCUGCGUGUGUACGUUGCCACUCAUCCCACACCGCGCAAUUGCAACACAAUAGAUGCCUGUUUGUAGAUAAGCAGCUAAUUAAGCUACAGGAAGCUCCUGAGGACAUGCCGGCAAGCCAGACGCCGCACACUGUUGCCCUGUAUGCACACGAAGACCUAGUUGAUAAGGUGAAACCUGGUGACCGUGUUUGUGUAACCGGGAUCUACAGAGCCUUGCCUCUCAAACUUUCGAAUAGACAGAGGUCGUUGAAGGCUGUCUAUAAAACUUACCUAGACGUACUCCAUUUCAAGAAAGAAAUAUCGGGCCGUCUAUUAUUAGACGAGAAUGAAGAUGAUACACCUCAAGGUGACGAGGCCUCACCCACGAUUUUCCGUCACCUCACUGAGGAGCGCCGCGCGCAGAUAAUCGCUCUCUCACAAAAGCCCGACCUCUAUGAACGACUGUCGGCAGCUAUUGCUCCCAGUAUCUACGAGAACGAGGACGUGAAAAAAGGCAUCCUUCUACAGCUCUUCGGCGGUACAAGGAAGGAUUUCGCUUCGAAGGGUCGUGGCAACUUUCGGUCGGAGAUAAACAUUCUCCUGUGCGGGGACCCUGGCACGUCAAAGUCGCAGCUGCUUCAAUACGUCUACCACAUUUCGCCUCGUGGCCAGUAUACGUCAGGAAAAGGCAGCUCAGCUGUAGGCCUAACGGCCUAUGUAACCAAAGACCCGGAGACAGGGCAGCUCGCUUUACAAACUGGUGCUCUUGUUCUUGCUGACAACGGAACCUGCUGCAUCGAUGAAUUCGACAAAAUGUCCGACUCCACUCGCUCAGUCCUCCACGAGGUAAUGGAACAGCAGACGCUAAGUAUCGCCAAAGCCGGCAUUCUCUGUCAGUUAAACGCUCGCACUGCUAUCCUCGCCGCUGCUAAUCCCGUUGGGUCAAAGUGGGAUCCCUCGAAGACCAUCAUCGACAACAUCCAGUUACCGCACACUCUCCUCUCGCGAUUCGACCUCAUUUUCUUGAUCCUCGACCCCCAGGAUGAAGUCUACGACGCCCGCUUGGCGCGCCACUUAGUUGGGCUUUAUUAUAGAGGCUCAGCCACGGAGUCAUCUGGCCGAGGUUGCCCCACAAUGACUUCUACAAUGGCUCUAGACGAAGAAGAUCCUGCCUACCAUGGUGACUCAGCUGCAAUGCUGCGGGACUACAUCGCUUACGCGAAGGCCAUGUACAAUCCGUCGUUGAGCGAGGAAGCCGGUGAAUAUCUGGUCCGUGAAUACGUCGAAAUGCGAAAACUUGGCGCCAGCCGUGGGCAGAUAACUGCGUACCCGCGUCAGUUGGAAUCUCUUAUUCGCCUUGCCGAAGCCCAUGCUCGAAUGCGCUUGUCGAACUCAGUAAGCGCCGACGACUGUCGUGAGGCCAGGCGUCUCCAGCGCGAAGCCAUCAAGCAAGCCGCCAUUGAUCCGGUCACCGGCACAAUCGAUAUCAAUAUUCUGACCACGGGUGUAAGUAGUAGUGUGCGCAAGCGUCGCGAAGAAAUGGCCGCGGCGAUUUGGUCGAUCCUCGAGCAGCGUCCGCGAGUCAUCACGUUCGCGUACUCGCGAGUCCUCGAACAACUUCGGGCUGGUUCGGAGCGGAUGAUUUCUACGGAGGCGUUUGAGGACGGCCUCAAUGUGCUAAGGAACGCCAACAAAAUUGAGUGGGCUGGCAGCACCAUCAGAAAACGCUAA
Molecule: messenger RNA, 2667 nt
Organism: Mesocestoides corti
Lineage: Eukaryota; Metazoa; Platyhelminthes; Cestoda; Cyclophyllidea; Mesocestoididae
Source: the annotation of a GenBank genome assembly